Molecule: messenger RNA, 828 nt
Organism: Funneliformis mosseae
Lineage: Eukaryota; Fungi; Glomeromycota; Glomeromycetes; Glomerales; Glomeraceae
Source: the annotation of a GenBank genome assembly
AUGGAACAGGGGUCUCCUUUUGACGUAUCUCUUAUAAAUUCACCUCGUUCUUUAGACAGUGAAUCCGGAAACAUGACAUCUUCCUCUGUUGAGGCAUCACCCAACAUAGCUCAAGAUCCUCCGAUGAUGCUUAUCAAGCCCCCCUUCCCACCGACAAUUAAUAUCGACGAUUUAGUUACCUCAAAACCGAACGGUGAUAAGCCAAGCAAAUCUUCCAAUGCAUUUAUUAUCUAUCGUAAAGCUUACGUGAAAGAGCUUCACUCGAGAGGAAUUAACCUUCAAAUGACCCAGAUAUCACCAAUGGUAUCCGAGUCAUGGAAGCAAGAACCCGAAAACGUUAAGGCGGAAUACAAACGUCUCGCCGAAGCCGCGAAAAAACGUUACAAGGAGAUGUGGCCCUCAAAGCAAAGACUUAUGGACAUGAGUCAUUGGGAUUUCUCACAAACCAUCUGGCCCCUUGGUGACAAUCACCAAGCAAUUUCGCCAUUGCAAACCCUUUCGCUUGAUCCAAUGUUAUUAAACACAACCGAUGGACUUUAUAAUAAUAAUAAUACGCAAGAAGGGCUUAACCCUUCAUCAACUUUGAAGAGUCCAAGUGAUUUUAUCAGUUCGAGUAGCACAGACAAUUCUCCGUUGAUAAAUUAUCUCAUAAACAAUAACGAGCGUCCCACAGGUAGCAUGCCUGUACCGAAUGACCCCAAGGAAAGCUUAUUGGCAUACCAUAAACUCAUGGUUAAUUGGCAUAAAGAUCUGAGACGACAGGAACAACCAUAUAAAACAUUUGCAGAAGCAACGAGUGUGUCAUUUUUUGCAUUUCAUUUGGUUUAG